AUGGCUCUUCGAUUAUCUGCAAAAAGAGUGACAGCUGCUUUGAAAGCUGGAAAUGUAUCGCCGGUGAUCAAUGGCUAUAUACAAAGAAAUGCCUCACAAGCAAUGGCCUAUGCUACAAAUGUAAGGGCUGAAUCUAAGCACAUUAUUGAGGCAUUCCAUGAUGUGCCAAGUGAGGCCAAUAUAUCGCAUCCAGAUCCUUCACCAAAUUCGCAAACAGCACAUCUCAUCGGAGAACAAGCUCCAUAUAUGGUUGCCACCUACGUCCGACCACCACCAAUGUUUGUGAAGGGAGCCGGAUGCCAUCUUUGGGAUGUGGAAAACAGGAAAUAUUUGGAUUUCACAGCGGGUAUAGCAGUCAAUGCUCUAGGACAUUGUGAUCCAGAAAUUGCAAAGAUAAUGUUAGAACAGGGAACAACUCUUAUGCACACUUCCAACUUAUAUCAUAAUCCAUGGACCGGGGCCCUCUCCAAACUUCUCAUUGAAAAAACUCUCGAAUCGAAUUCAAUGCACGAUGCCCAAGCUGUCUUCAUCUGCAACUCGGGCAGUGAAGCUAAUGAAGCUGCCAUUAAGUUUGCUAGAAAGACCGGAAAGGUCGUCGAUCCAUCAGGAGACAAACAUGAAGUCGUUUCAUUUCAGAACUCUUUCCAUGGUCGAACCAUGGGGUCAUUAUCUGCCACCCCAAACCCUAAAUAUCAAAAACCAUUUUCUCCAAUGUUACCUGGAUUUAAAUAUGGAACAUACAAUGAUGUCGAUGCUAUUAAGGAUUUGGUUACGGAGAAGACCUGUGGUGUUAUAGUAGAGCCAAUUCAGGGAGAGGGUGGUGUCAUCGUGGCCACCGAAGAAUUCCUUACCGCACUCGCAGCUCGUUGUCGUGAGGUUGGUGCAGUCCUCAUUUAUGAUGAAAUUCAAUGUGGACUUUCGCGAACUGGAACCUUCUGGGCCCAUGCUUCAUUGCCAAAAUCAGCUCAUCCAGAUAUCAUUACUACCGCCAAGGCACUCGGAAAUGGUUUCCCCAUUGGAGCAACAAUUGUCAAUAAGAAUGUAACCGAAAAGAUCAAGGUUGGUGAUCACGGAACUACAUUUGGUGGAAAUCCACUAGGAUCCAGGAUAGCUCAUUACAUUGUCUCUCGACUAUCCGAUGCAUCUUUACAAAAAGAUGUCCUCAAGAAGUCAGAAAUAUUUAAGAAGCAUUUCCAAGCCUUACAAUCCAAGUACCCAGAACUGGUCAAAGAAAUUAGGGGCAAAGGAUUACACUUGGGAUUACAACUUAGCCAAGACCCUACACCUAUCGUCACAGCUGCUAGAGAGAGAGGUUUAUUGAUUAUCACUGCUGGAACCAACACUUUGAGAUUUGUACCAAGCUUGAAUAUCACCGAGCAAGAAAUCGAAGAGGGUUUCAGCAUUCUGGCCGAAGCAAUGAGGAUCGUUACCUCUCCAGUAGAGGAGCCACAAGGAGCCCAGGUUCACGGUGAAGUAGAUUCGCCAAAUUAA
Molecule: messenger RNA, 1491 nt
Organism: Botrytis fragariae
Lineage: Eukaryota; Fungi; Ascomycota; Leotiomycetes; Helotiales; Sclerotiniaceae
Product: putative acetylornithine aminotransferase protein
Exons: 3
Coding region: 1-1491 (496 amino acids)
Biological process (GO): arginine metabolic process
Cellular component (GO): mitochondrial matrix
Molecular function (GO): identical protein binding; pyridoxal phosphate binding; transaminase activity
Source: RefSeq, a predicted model, not a curated record